AUGGGCAUCCAAGCAAUCGCGCGUCAAGAUUAUUUACAAAAUUCAGAGCCUUCCCAAUUAUCGUUUCAUACAGGUGAUACUAUUAUUGUUGUCAAUAUACUCGAAAAUGGUUGGUGUGAUGGCAUUUGCUCUCAGCGUCGAGGUUGGUUUCCUUUAUCAUACAUUGACAUUCUUGGAUUUCAAGGGCCAUCAUCCAAAAGGUCAUCAAUUUAUAGUGAACCAGGGUCUCUUAAUGAUUCAAAAAGCGUCCUAGAUUUUCCACCUCUUCCGGAGGACGAGUCCGUCAAGAAGAGCUCCCCUGCCAAGGAUAGUAAUUCCGUUUAUCAAGCGAUGCUUCGACCUCUCCUUCGUAAUGUCCUCGAGUAUGUAGCCCUCAUUCGCAAAUCCGUUUAUUUUCGUCAUCCCGAGGUGCUUCAAAACGCACUGGAUGCAGUACGUAAAGAAGCAUUGACUAUUCUCGUACGCCUUGGAAGCCUAGUCAACGAACAAUGUGCGCUUACAAAAGAGCUUUUGUAUAUAUUUUCCAUGUUGGAAAAACUUUUAGUACUUUCCAAGAGAAAGAAUAUGUAUAAGAACUCGUGUAUCCAAUUUACUCAACUUUUAAAAGCACUCGCUUGUGUUUUUGUAAAUUACGUGAAAAAGCAAAAGGAUCCAUCUUCCAAAAUAUCAAAAGAAGCUAAAGAUGUCUGCUUUUUGCCUUCAAGUCGAUCUUUAAUGUCUCCACCUUUUCAUCUACUUCAAGACAAGUCACUACCUUUAUGUACAACUACUUAUGUUGCAAUAAUUUCCCUUACUCAUCAGGCGAAUACUUCCUUAACUGCAACCCCUUUCUGGCAGGAAACGCAACCCCAGCAACUUGAGUCGAUUCUUCAAAGCAUAUCGAAAGGCAAGCGGUGCGCAAAAGAGUACUCGGAUAAUGUCCUUGACAGUUUUGGUGAUAUACUGAAAUCUUUAAAGCGUGUCCACUCGGCUUUCCAGAAAGUGGAUUAUACAGCGUUUGAUGUUUCGGUGCCUUCCAUCACAAUUCAUGAGAUUUACUUUACUUUGGAUACCUAUUCAACUAAAAUUAGUAAUCUAUUUGUGUCAGCUAUAGAGAUUGAGCAAGCAUUUGAUGAAGUUAUUAAUAAUAACGGCAACAUACAAACACUCACUCCUCACCUGCUACUUCUUGAAACGAAUAUGCAAGAAGUAAAAAAUAUUCUUCUUUAUCUUACAGAAAGAUUCCUGUUCCUCUCUUUUGAGCAUCGCUACCUAACCCGAUUUAUCAACGAGCUUGAAAGCGUAGAGAACAAGGAAUUAGAAAGCAUGGAUAUGGAUGAUAUUACUUGGUAUGAUUCCAAGGGAUUCGCCCAAUACAUAUUCAAACAAAAAGCCAUAAAGCCAAAAUCCAUGAGGAACUGGUUGUUUCUGUAUUGGUCAAACACCACGUUAUACAAUAAUGAUGGAAAAAUUAGGUUUGCUUCUCUUGCUUCUAUUUUGAACAAUAUUGUUCGGGUGGACAUUGAUAACACGCUAUUUAUAAGAAGUUUUCUUAGCACCCAUGCUAGUAUCAUUAGCUCGAGUGAUUUAUUCUCCAUUCUAUCUUCACAUUAUUUAUUCCACAGUCAAUCUAGAAACGUUACAGAUGGGACUGAUGCUACUGUCAUUAAUCGCAGUCGUAAAAAGAUCAUUGAUGUUAUUCUCACUUGGCUCGAAUCCUACUUUAUUGAAGGGCUGGGCAACGUACAUACUAUUUUAUUUUUGACGAAUGCCUACAAAUUCUGUGAAGAAUAUAUGGUACCUAGUUUCCCUCCUUCACUUGAAUUGUUGCAACAAAUCUCUAAAAUGUUAAAGAAUCCCUCUACGAAACUUGUUCGGCCAUUGAUGAAUAGUUUUGAAAUGCAAGAUCCUGAGGAUAAUACAGCAAUUUCCUGUCCUUUGAAUGAUAAUAAUGUUGAAGACAAUUCCCUUCUCCUCUUCCCUCCAGAUGAAAUUGCUAAGCAACUAUGUCUUAUCGAGUUCCGUACUUUUACGAACAUCCCUGCCAUUCACUUUCUCUCGAAAGUAUGGUCAAAUUUGAAAAACAUCGCUGCAGAGGAAUCAGGCACCGUUUAUUAUAUUUCAAAUCAGCUAGUGAACUUUGUUGCUGAAACUAUUGUGAGACAAAGAGACUUGCGAAAACGUACUCAUUAUUUAGGGUUUUUCAUUCAGGUUUCACACUGUCUUUUCAAAUACAACAACUUUGCUAGUUUAUUUUCUAUCAUUUCCGCUUUGAAUUCGGCUCCAGUUCAUCGUCUUAAAAAAACUUGGUCGAAUUUGAAUAGCAAAUAUUCAAUAUUAUUUGACACCCUGAAUUCUUUAACGAAUGCAAGCAAAAACUUUUCUCAAUACAGGGAAUGCUUAGAGCGUUGUUCAUUUCCAAGUGUUCCAUUUCUAGGUGUUUACUUUACCGAUUUGACAUUUCUUAAAUCAGGAAACAAGGAUACAAACAAAAACUUAAUUAAUUUCGAUAAACGCAUGAAAGCAGCCAAAAUUUUAAAUGAAAUUCAGCAGUUUCAAGCUGUUACUUACAAAUUUGACGCUAUGAAUGAUGUUCAAGAAUUGGUGCAUGAGCUGGUCUCAAAAGAACGAAACCCUGAUAUUAUUUAUGAUGAGUCUUUACUCUCGGAACCAAGAGAGACUGAAGAUCAAACGAUACGACGUUUACUUGUUGACUCUGGCAUUUUUUAA
This is a messenger RNA of Schizosaccharomyces osmophilus, 2709 nucleotides long. RefSeq names its product Ras GEF Ste6 (gene ste6). Gene Ontology annotation, molecular function: protein binding; guanyl-nucleotide exchange factor activity. NCBI's taxonomy places the organism in Eukaryota, Fungi, Ascomycota, Schizosaccharomycetes, Schizosaccharomycetales, Schizosaccharomycetaceae. The transcript has a single exon. The coding region runs from base 1 to 2709 and encodes 902 amino acids. Gene Ontology annotation, cellular component: plasma membrane. The record is from RefSeq and is a predicted model, not a curated record. Gene Ontology annotation, biological process: Ras protein signal transduction; positive regulation of GTPase activity.